AUGAACUCUUUCAAAUCAAUGCGGGUACUGCGAGUAUUCACAGUUCUCUACAGGAACGAGUACACUAAGGUCAUGAUGUUGUCUCUGAACGCAUCCGCGCACCCUCUCAGUUUGCUGGUGCUGGCUGCAUUAAUGGCGGCUCUGAUUUUCGGAUCCCUGAUCUACGUGGCUGAGUUAUCUUUUGGCACGUACAGCUUCAAAAGUCUGGCCCAGGCAACGUGGUAUGGGUAUGAAACCAUGACCUCGAUUGGUUAUGGCGAGAUCCUGCCUAAUUCCAUUCCCGGCUACAUCGUGUCCCUCUUUUGCGGCAUGUUUGGGGUGAUUCUGUUGUCAAUGCCUAUCGCCAUCAUGAGUGAGAGUUUCCAGCAGUACAUGGUUGGUCUCCGGAUACACAAGCAUCAGUUGGCCCGAGUCUACUAUAAGAAUAAUCAGGGCCAAAAGAACGCUGUCAGGUCAGUUAUUCUAUCAGCAUAUGUUUUUUAA
Molecule: messenger RNA, 483 nt
Organism: Candidula unifasciata
Lineage: Eukaryota; Metazoa; Mollusca; Gastropoda; Stylommatophora; Geomitridae
Source: the annotation of a GenBank genome assembly